Messenger RNA from Heterobilharzia americana, 2082 nucleotides. Lineage: Eukaryota; Metazoa; Platyhelminthes; Trematoda; Strigeidida; Schistosomatidae. The record is from the annotation of a GenBank genome assembly.
AUGGGAGAAGAUGAAGGAUUUCAUAGUGGUCGAGCAAGACGACUUGUUUUAGGUUCAACACUUAUUCGUGAUGCAUGUGGAUCAAGACUAGAAAUCAAAUUUAAACAAGAUCUACUAUCUGUACAAAUGUAUGAAAGAUAUUAUAGUAAACCAUGUAUUGUAUUGUAUUAUUUUUUAACUAUACUUAAUCUCUUAACAAUUAUCAUUGAAUAUCCACCGAAUAUAUGGAUAAAUGAUAAACCAUUACCAUAUUAUAUACCAUUAAUUAUUAAUUUUAUAUGUGAAGGUUAUUUUUAUUAUCGAUGGUAUAUUAUAUAUGCUAUAUCAGAGAAGAAUACACUGAAAUAUAAUAUCUCUUCAUUAAUGACAAUUACAAUAUUAAUAUUAAUGACAAUUGAUUCAAUUAUUUAUAUAUUAUUGAAUGAAUUGAAUAUUGGUCGUCCUAUUCGAUGGUCAAGAGCACUUAGACCAGUAUUAUUAUUAACAUUUCCAGAGAAUAGAAGAUUACGUGCAGCAUUUUAUAAUUUACGACGUACAUUAAUUGAUGUAUUACCAGUAUUUGGUUUAUUUAUUGCUUGUUUAGUAUUUAUUUCAAUUGUUAUGAUAACUUUAUUAGGAGAUAAAAAGUUGAUACAUACUGAUGGAAGUGUUUAUUUCAAUAAUUUUUAUGAUAUCCUAUGGGAAUUCUAUGUUUUAACAACAACAUCGAAUUCACCUGAUAUAAUUAUUCCAGCUUAUGAAUAUAAUAACUUUUAUAUAUUUAUAUAUAUAUUUAUUUGUACAAUAUGUAAUUGGCUAUUUAUGGGUAUAUUAACAGCUUCUGUUUAUAAUUCAUAUAAAUCACAUUUAGGUGAAUUUGUUGUAAAAACAGUUAUGAAACGUAAAGAAAAAUUGGAUGAAGCUUUUAAUUUAAUAUCAACUAUAACAUUAGAUGGUAGUUUUGGUGUUAGUCAAGGCACAUUUUUACGUUUAAUGCGCAUUGUUAAACCACAACGUAGUAUAGAUUCAAUGAAAGUUAUUUUUCAUGUAUUAGAUAAAAAUAAAUCUGGUUAUUUAGGUAAAAAAGAAUUUGAACGUUUAUCUGAAUAUAUGCAAGCAAAACUUGAAGAGAUUGAAUUAAGUCGUGCAUAUUUUAGUACAUAUAUUUCAAAAUUUUACAAUAUAUAUACAUCAUCUAGAUUUCAAUUAAUGAUCAAUUAUAUUGAACAUAAUAUAACAAAAUUAUUUUUCACUUGUUUAAUUAUUUCCAAUGCUAUAACUGCUGUUCUCUUUCGUUCAUAUCCAAAAUUUCAAGAGAUUAUUGAAGUGAUAUUCUAUUCAUUUGGUAUUUAUUUACCAAAUAGUAUUAUACAAAUCUUUUUAUUAUUACGAUUAUUUCGAUUACUUAAAGUUUUUAGUGUUGUACCACAAUUUCGUAUUGUUAUUAAUUGUGUUCUAACUAUCUUACCAUCUUUAGGCGCUUAUACAACUCUUCUAUUAAUAUUAUUCUAUAUUUGUUCAUGUAUUGCUAUGGAAUUAUUCGGUUUAUUGUAUAUUCCACCAAUUAAUUAUAAUUAUACAAUGAAUACAACGUGUAAUAAUCUUUAUUUAAAGAAUAGUGAAUUUGUUCAAUGGCAUUAUUGUACAUUCAAUUUCAAUAAUGCUUUAGAUUCAUUUCUAUUACUAUUAAUUAUUGUAGUCGGUAAUAAUUGGCAUAUAUUUGUUAAUGGCUUUUCAUUGAUAACAACAAAAUGGUGUCGAGUAUUUUUUAUUAUUAUACAUUGGAUUUGUGUAUUACUUGUUUUAAAUGUUGUAUUAGCCUUUAUAAUUGAAGCUUUUUUAAUUGAAUAUGAUUCACAUCAAAGUAAAUUUGAAUUAUAUAUCAAUGAAAGAUUGAAUGAUUUAGAAAUGAAUGCUGAAACUGAAUUGAAAAAGCGUGGAUUAGAGAAUUUUCGUAAACCUGGAUUUAUUAUGUCAAAAAAGAUACUAGAUGAAGCAUUUUUAAAUGAUAGAAGUACAAAUAAAGUGUUUUAUUUAAAAACAGAUACUACAUCCAUUGAAAUAUUAAUGUUUAGAAUGUUUGAAAAGAAAUUGAUGAAUUAG